This is a messenger RNA of Guillardia theta CCMP2712, 1515 nucleotides long. RefSeq lists its product as hypothetical. The transcript has 5 exons. Gene Ontology annotation, molecular function: phosphoric diester hydrolase activity; double-stranded DNA 3'-5' DNA exonuclease activity; DNA-(apurinic or apyrimidinic site) endonuclease activity. The record is from RefSeq and is a predicted model, not a curated record. NCBI's taxonomy places the organism in Eukaryota, Cryptophyceae, Pyrenomonadales, Geminigeraceae. Gene Ontology annotation, biological process: base-excision repair. Gene Ontology annotation, cellular component: nucleus. The coding region runs from base 1 to 1515 and encodes 504 amino acids.
AUGUACACUGGCUGCACUGUUAUGGUGGUUGAAGGUGGUGAUAUCUCCUUGGCGAGAAAGAAAAUUUUUUAUGACAUAUUGAAGAAGAAUGGUGGGGUCACAGUCACCAAUAUUUCUAGCUCUUCAACUCACCCAACUCACAUCGUUAGCUCUCUGCCUUAUGACACCCUCGAGCGAAAAGUCGGUGUCGGUAUGCUGCAGAAAUGUCCCUUUGUGGUGACUCCGAGGUGGUUGGAAGUGUGCAACUCCAUGAAGAAGCGAGUGUGUGAAGAUGAGUAUGCCAUAGCUCGACAAGAGCAAGAGGAGAGCUCGAAGCUCGUGCGUGAGAUUCAGAAUGAACAUCGCGAGCGAAGUGAUGUCAAAGAUAACGUCGUGCAUAACACUCCCCCUGACGAACACCACAAGUGCAGUGUGACAUCUGACCGCAAGAGAUUUCGGGAUCACGAGAGCGCUCGUCCGACAUCAGAGGUUGGAGAAGACGCAAAGUUACCACGAAAAGAAGCAGGUGGUCUUGUCAGGGUCAAGUUGGUGACAUGGAACGCUUGCGGGUUGAAGGGGCGGAGGGAGGAGAUGGAGGUGGGCAACGACUACGAGACGACCGACGAGGAGGAAGCAAGUCAGUCUGUUGAUCCUGCUAGCCUGACUCAUCGCACGUGCUCGCGCUCUUUCUUUGAAUUCUUCAGGAGUCUGCGAGAGCCCAACUGCGAGUACCUUAUUGGGAUUACGGAGACAUGGCUAUGCGAUGACGACAAGAACAGCCGAUCACAUCAAGAACGUCAAGAUCAUGAGAGAUGGUGGGAAAAGCAGGUGCAGAAAGUGUUUCCGAAACGUACAUGGCAUGUUGAGUUUGGGCUUGACGGGUUGGAGCCCAAGAGGCAAAAGGGUCUUGAAACCCUCGCAGGCUUCAGUUCUUCUUUCUCGGAUCCAGAAGGACGCCUGAUCUCUGCUUCUUUCUCUCUCCUACACGCCUUCGUCUGCUAUGUCCCUCAUCCAGGUCAGGUCGACUCCUGUCCUCGCUCCAUCCGCAACACCAACGGCCUCUGCAACCUUUCCUUCCGCCUUCUUCAUUGGGACCGCCUGCUCCGAGAAAAGAUCGCGCGCGCGAGCAAGCAGAGUCUUCCAGUGAUUGUGCUUGGGGACCUCAACGUGCACCGAGGGGGGCGAGUGGAGGAUGGAGCAUGUGCAGCAACAUGCGACAAGGAGCUGCAGAAGAGCCUUGAGCAAACUCUCGAGACCUGCGACCUCGUUGACGCGCAUGAUGCUUGUUGCUCGGAGGAAAGGGAGGGGAGCCGGAGGGAGGAGAGGCAGAGAGGAUGUACGUUCUGGAGCAGGAAACAUGCCUCAUGGUGGGCCCGACUUGACUACAUGCUCGCGUCCAAUAGCUUGUUGGAUGGAAGUCGAGGUCGAUUGCUGUCAUGCGAGGCUCUCAAAGAAACUUUCGGCAGCGAUCACUCGCCGGUUGUUUGUACAGUGGAGAUCAGGAGCGAAGAGGGACUCAGGGGAGCAAAGAGAUAA